Molecule: messenger RNA, 825 nt
Organism: Penicillium argentinense
Lineage: Eukaryota; Fungi; Ascomycota; Eurotiomycetes; Eurotiales; Aspergillaceae
Product: carbon-nitrogen hydrolase family protein
Exons: 5
Coding region: 1-825 (274 amino acids)
Molecular function (GO): hydrolase activity, acting on carbon-nitrogen (but not peptide) bonds, in linear amides
Source: RefSeq, a predicted model, not a curated record
AUGGUUCACGCCGCCGUUGGGCAGUUAUGCGCAACAGCAAGCAUAACCUCCAAUCUAGUACAAUGCCAAACAUUAGUUCGAAAAGCGGCAGCAGCAGGUGCCAAGGUGCUGUUUCUUCCAGAGGCCGCGGAUUAUAUUGCUUCUUCCGCCGAUGAAUCUUUCUCUCUGGCACAGUCGCCGGACAGUGGAAACUUUGUUUCCGAAUUGCAAAAGAUCGCCAAGCUCGAGAGCAUGCAUAUCAAUGUUGGAAUCCAUGAGAUGGCUUCAGAACACAAGCUAAAGAAUUCAUUGAUUUGGAUUGACGAUAAGGGUGCCAUCACCCAGAAUUACCAGAAGGUCCAUCUAUUCGACGUCGACAUCAAGGGUGGACCUGUUUUGAAAGAGAGCACGAAUGUCCAGCCUGGACAGAAAAUCCUCCCGCCUUUCGAGACCCCUGUUGGGCGCAUCGGGCUAGCGAUUUGCUUUGAUCUGCGAUUCCCAGAGAUUAGUCUUGCACUGAGGCGCCAAAAUGCCGAAAUCAUCACCUACCCAUCGGCCUUUACAGUCCCAACUGGCAGGGCUCAUUGGGAAUCGCUGCUUCGUGCACGAGCUAUUGAGACACAGUCAUAUGUGAUUGCGGCCGCACAAGCGGGUCCUCAUAACGAGAAGAGGCGAAGUUAUGGCCAUUCCAUGAUCAUCAAUCCGUGGGGCGAAGUGGUAGCGCAGCUGGGCGAUGAACAUCAAGAGCCAGAAAUAGCGACCGCGGAGAUUGAUCUCGACCUCGUGUCGAAGAUAAGGCGAGAGAUGCCCCUGUUGCGGCGGACUGACCUGUACCCGGAAGUGUAA